AUGGCGCCCAAGGCAAAAAUCAUCAUUGACACCGAUCCGGGCAUCGAUGACAUUCUCGCCAUGCUGCUCGCCUUCGCGUCGAGCCCGGAAGAAAUAGAAGUGCUACUGAUCUCAUUGACCUUUGGCAACAUUGAAGUGCAGAGGUAUACCCUUUCCCCUAUCUUCUAUAUCAUAGCUAAUGAUCACAGCUGCCUACGCAAUGUUAUCUCCAUGCUGCACAUCAUCGAACGCGAGACCCAAUGGCGCAAAGAACAGGGGAAGCCCGAAGGUUUCGAUGCGCUGCGAGCGCGCAAGCCCAUUGUUGCUGUCGGCGCGCAGGAGCCGCUGGAUGAUCAGAAGAUGCUUGCAGAUUACUUCCACGGCAAGGAUGGUCUUGGAGGCAUUCAUUUCAGCCAUCCUCAUCUCACACCUGGUGAAUCGUGGGAGCAUCUCUUCGCGCCCAUGUCUGACCCCGACGUUCUCCCCAACGUCGCACCUUCGAGUACUUCUCACCAAUCCUUCAUCCCGUCCAGACGCCACGCCUCAGACGAGAUCCUGCACGUCCUGAGCGAAAACGAGCCGGACACCAUCACCAUCGUCGCCGUCGGACCAUUAACAAACCUCGCAUUGGCAGCAGCAAAGGACCCAGAGACGUUUCUGCGGGUAAAAGAAGUAGUCGUGAUGGGCGGUGCAAUCAAUGAAGCCGGAAAUGUCACCCCCGUCGGCGAAUUCAACGCCUACGCCGAUUCCGUCGCCGCUGCACGCGUCUUCGCGCUGACCUCACCUAACCCACAAAGCACAAUCCCAGUCAGCACGAAACUGCGUGCAUACCCAUCACAACUCAGCAAGCCACUCACCCUCAAACUCUUCCCGCUCGACAUCACGCUGAAACACAACCUCACGCGCGGCGACUUUGACCGGACGAUCACGCCGCUUUUACAAGCCGGCAGUCCGCUGGCCGAGUGGGUGUCGGCGUUUAUGGCACAUGUCUUUCAGACUCUCGAGCGGCUGCAUCAGGGACAUGAGGGAGCCUCGGCGAGUUUGUCGCUGCAUGAUCCUGUUUGUGUGUGGUAUGCAUUGACUGCGGAGGACACCCGUUGGAAGCCUACGGUCACGUCGCCAGAGGAUAUCCGGAUUGAGACCGUGGGCCAUUGGACUAGAGGCAUGUGUGUUGUCGACCGGAGGAAUAGACACAAGGUCGACAGCGAGGUAGAGAGCCAUAGUGAUCAUGGCCUAUGGCUGAGCUCGAGGGCUGGGAAUAGAGUGAUCCGUAUGGAAGAGUCGCCGGGAGGAGACGCAUUUGGUAUGGUGUUGUUGAAAAAGCUGUUUGAGUAG
Molecule: messenger RNA, 1314 nt
Organism: Talaromyces proteolyticus
Lineage: Eukaryota; Fungi; Ascomycota; Eurotiomycetes; Eurotiales; Trichocomaceae
Product: putative nucleoside hydrolase
Exons: 5
Coding region: 1-1314 (437 amino acids)
Biological process (GO): purine nucleoside catabolic process
Cellular component (GO): cytosol
Molecular function (GO): purine nucleosidase activity
Source: RefSeq, a predicted model, not a curated record